Messenger RNA from Aspergillus sclerotioniger CBS 115572, 544 nucleotides. RefSeq lists its product as uncharacterized. The transcript is spliced from 2 exons. The record is from RefSeq and is a predicted model, not a curated record. The coding region runs from base 111 to 455 and encodes 114 amino acids. Lineage: Eukaryota; Fungi; Ascomycota; Eurotiomycetes; Eurotiales; Aspergillaceae.
GUCAUGAUGUUCCCUCCUCGCAUUCUUGUAGAACAACACACGACUUACUUCACUUAAACGAUCCCUGAAUCCAAAGUUCUGAUUAUCUAUUACCCCUCCCUUCCGCCAACAUGCAAUUCAAGAUCCUUGCCCUCUCGACCUUCGUGGCCACUGCCACCGCGACCCUAGACAUCGCCUUCAGCGGCUUCUACAUUGCCGACUGCGUCUCCCCCAGCAUUGAAUCCGCCAAUGUGAUCUCCGGUGCCUGUGGCCCUGCCAACGGCCUCCCUCUCAAGUCUUUCUCUGCGCACAUCUACUCCGGCUCCUGCGAUGAUGGGACUUCGCCUGUUUUGAAGCUGUAUACCGCCACGGGAUGUACCGAGGCGUCUCUGUACGGCGAGUAUGAGGUCACUAGCGACACUCAGUGCUUUGCGGUCGAUGGGACGUUCUUGAGUAAUGAGGUUGUUUGCGAGUAGGGAGGUAAUGAAGGUUAUCUGAAUGUAUUUACCUUUCCGGUUCGAUUUAAAUGUAUGAUUGUCGUGAUAUACUAUCCCUGCCAAGCUAG